AUGCGUACUACUCUCGCUAUUGCCUUCAUGGCCCCGGCCGUAAUGGCCCAGUCCGCUCUUUCAUCUGGCGUCUUGUCUUCCGCUACUCCCAUUAAUUCGGGCACCGGCGUCACUUCUCGGCCGGCGAACUCAACCGGUAUCUGGGGCACAGGCGGUCCCGUGACCCCUCCAGCUACCAUUACGGCGACGUACACGGCCACUAUCACUCAUACCGUCACUUCCUGCCCUCCGGGCGUCAAGCCAUGCGCCGUUGGCUCCAUCACCACGGUUGUCACAACGGUCACCACGACCUACUGCCCCGAGACACCCGCCCCGAGUCCUUGCCCUGGCGGCAAAUGUCCCGGCAAGCCCUGCCACGGCGAGAACUGCGGCAACAAGUGGGUUUGCUACGGCAACUACUGCGCCUGGGACUCUCCUUGCCACGGCGACGACUGUAACCGUUGCCUCCUCUGCGCAGACGGGAAGUGCCAACCCAAGCCCUGCACCGGAGACGACUGCGGCAAGAUCAUCAUCUGCAAGGGUGACUCCUGCAGAUACCGCAAGUGCCACGGCGAAGACUGCAACAAAGACAAGAUCGUCUGCCACGGCGACGAGUGCAAGUCUGAGAAGUGUCACGGAAACGAGUGCGACAAGAAGUACGUCUGCAAGGACGGUAGCUGCAAGCACGAGGACUGUCCUCCUGAGGAGAACAACACGCACCACGACUGCAAGGGUGACAAGUGUGAGGUCAUUCACGAGUGCGAGGGUGAGGAUUGUCCCAAGCCUCAUCCUCCUCCGGUCAACCCUCCCCAUCCUACGCCAUCUGGUGCUGUGCCUCCUCAUCAACCGCCUGCCAGCAACCCGCCUCACCAACCUCCCGUCAAGCCGUCUGAGCCUCCCGCUCACCCGCCUCAAGAGACUCAGUCUCAAGGUGUCCCGCCUCAUGUUCCCGAACAUACCUCCUCGAGCCCACCGGAGCACACUCCCGUCCAGCCUCCUCAUGAGUCGCCUGCCGAGCCUUCUCAGAAGCCGUCUCGCGACUCGCCCCAGCAACCUUCUCACACUCCCAUCGCACCCAGCCAGCACCCGACGCCUGCCGGGCCUUCGGAACCCGGACGUCCCUCGCACUCUGUUGUCGUUGCUGGGUCUGGCAAGUCGGCAUCCACUUCUGGGUUUGCCAUGUUGGCUAUUAGUGCCGUGGUCGCUGCAGCUCUCCUUUGA
Messenger RNA from Colletotrichum karsti, 1200 nucleotides. RefSeq names its product wsc domain-containing protein. The transcript has a single exon. Lineage: Eukaryota; Fungi; Ascomycota; Sordariomycetes; Glomerellales; Glomerellaceae. Bases 1 to 1200 code for a protein of 399 amino acids. The record is from RefSeq and is a predicted model, not a curated record.